UUUCGGAGAAAUGAAGAAGAGUAACAGACGAAUGGUAGUGAUGACAUUAGCUGUAUGGAGUCCCUUUCUCGAUGUGUAUGCUUCAGACUAUCGUCUCACACUUUUUGUUAAAUCUUAACUAAUUUGUUUACGUAAUAAUUAACAGUUCUGUCCAGUUAGAUAUCUGCAUGCUUCAAGCUUAAUUAAGUAGACAGCUGUACCACAGACGAUUUCUGAUGCACGAAUGACGUUUAUGGUCUGAAGCUGACCAGCAUGCUGCCCUGAGGUCCGUGGCAAUGAAACUGGCACAUUCCCUCCCAUUUGCGUAUUAAGCAUGACUGACAGUGCUGUAGCUUGCACGGUGAAAUCACCAGUGGCUCUACAAAUUGGAGAUGUGAAGUCGGACACGUCUCGCCCUGGAGUCUAUGUUAUUGACGUCACAUUUCCUCAAGGUCAACUGGUAAAAAUUCAGGAUGUCUCCUUUAAGAACUACUAUACAGCUUUCCUGACGGUGCGGCUGCAGAUGAAAGGAUCUGCCAGCCAGGAAGGAAGUGUUAAAUGGGUCACCUGUCUCAGAAACCACCGCCUUAUGCCCAAUCCGCAUACGGAAGAAGGAUCCCAGGACUACUUCUCUGUGUACAGACAUCAGAUGCUGCUGCUUCCAGACAACGUGACAGCAGCACGUCUCAUUCUCCGGCAGCCAUCUUCGUCUUGGCUGAAUUUCACUCUGGAGGAAAUCAAAAUUCACCAGUGUGUAAAUGACGAUUCAGAACGGGAAGUUCCUGUUUGGUUUUCUGAGCUGACACCAGUCGACCAGGUCCCCGAUUUACAGGGGCUGCCUGAUCCACAAGCAGUGGCAUCCAGCAUCCAGCAGAUGUGGGCGUUAACUGAGGUUAUGCAAACCAGUCAGACUGCGGUGCCGAUUGGCCGUUUUGAUGUGGAUGGUUGCUACGAUGUCAAUUUGCUGUCAUACACAUAGCCUGGAUUUACCUGGCAGAAAUAAUGUUCUGUGUUCACCUCUGUGUACAUUUCUCAAAAAACAAAAAAUAUCUGUACACAAUGUCAAAUUAAAUACUUGCCCUCUCCUUUUAGUGGACUGGUAUCAUACUGAAUAACUGUACACUUAAAUCAAUUAUGAUUUUUCCUGCCUAUAAUGUUAUUUCCAUUUUCACUUUGAAAAGACUGCAAAACUGUAAAUCUCCUUGUGAUAUUACACAUCCUUGGAAAAAAUAGCAGCCAAAUACUCUGUGAAAACUCUUCCUGGAUGGUGGCAAAUAUGAAAAUAAACGUUUCUCAUAUCAGGUAUUAAAUUGUUUAUGAUAAGCAGCAGUACAUGCAAUUUUAAUGCAGACACACAUUCUGUUCUAGCAUGAUUAUACCAGAUGCCAUUGUACUUAGCUUUGACAUAAGGUUGAUCUAUUUAUUAUUUCCUGAAUUCAAAGGGGGCAAGCCUUUUGCUUUGGAUUCUUUUAUGCAUUAAUUUCAGAAAUUGAAGAAAGUAGAUGAGUCAUACUUGAACCUUGAUAAGAAUCCGAGGAAAGACUUGACAACAGCUGUUUAUAGGUAUUCCCCAAGCGUCUUGAGUAGUCUCAAUUCUGACUGGAGAAAUGUGCAAAAAAUACAACAAGCAAACAACAUCGGUAGACUCCUCCAAAACAUCCACAGAAAUGAUUUAGUCUUUCGGUUUGCUGGCUCCAUCUGUCUGUCCGUCUGUCCAUACUUUCAUGUCUACUUAAAGGUGUAAGUAAUUUUAUAGUAAUUUAUUUUGAAUGCCUUUUAGAAAAGUCGGAAUUUUCCAAUCUAGCAAUUUUAAGAAUGCUAAACAGUGCAACAUUUACAAACAGAAAAUACUGUGAUUAUACUUAUAGAAACUGUGUUUAUAUGAAAUGGAAAUGAACCUUUAACAUUUGCAUCUAUGUACAAACACAACAUAAUCUCUAAUACAGCAUUAAAAUAUUCAGGUCAAUUUUAAAGUAUUUUCAAGCGUAAAUAGCUAAUUUUGUUAUUUUGAGCUGUACUUUUUCUAAUAUUUCAAAUAAAAUAUCUUGGAAUAAAGAUUCUCCAAAUAACCAUAAACAGAGAGCAGAAUGUUGUGAACAGACUAACGAUAGGUAGCAUGUAAUGUUUUUAGUAGUGUCUAUGUAGCAUGUCUUCGGUUUAUCGAUUUAUUAUUUUUUGGUCACGGUGGCGCAGUGGUUCAGUGUUUAGCACUGCAGACUCACACCACUUGUGGCUUUGAGUCCUGCUGUAAUGCAGUGUGUGAAGUGUGAAGUCCACAUGUUCUCCUUGUGUUUGCUUGGGUUUCCUCCAGCUAUUCCUAUUCUCUUCCUGCAUGGCCUCUGAAUGUGCCCUGCCAGGAUCUGAGGUGCCAUCCAUGGUGCCUCAUAUCCUGUGUCUCCAGCAUUUUUUAUUCCAUAACAUUUGCAGUAUGGCAGAGACUCCCACCAAAGGAGGUUCAGGUGAACUUACACUCCAUUUUAUGAUAAAACCAAUGAAACUGAUCUUGGCCUUUAAAGGAUGAAACAAACUCACACUGACAUAUGCAUAAAAAUAUAUAUUUUUUUAUCGUGUAAAGAUUUUAACUAAAUUUCUUUCAUGUUUUUUCACCAUUUUGUUAGCUCAUUUAUCAUGAAUUUGUGUUUGACAGGCAAAUAGGACAAAUUCUGUAUGAACGUUUAUCUUAUGUGUAACGUGUCAAUCCUCAGAACGGACGAGGCUGUGGACAUUUCAAGGAAUGACAGACCCAUCUAGUAAUCUGUAGUUAAUUGAGAUUAAACUAACUAUUUAAACUAAGCAUUUUCUGUGUGUUAAGGGGAGAAUUUGUGCCAUUGAUUGCUUAAUGUAGAUAGCGGGACCUCACAGGUUUUCCUACCUGUGAGACCACAAGGGUACCAAAUAAAAUGGUCUCAUUCUAUCUUCCAUUCUGUGUCCUAUGGAUCCGUUUGCUGUAAUGGAGGAUCAAGGUUUUGACACCAUCCAUUUUCCAACUGCUUGUCCAGUGGUUGCAAGGUUAAACCAUUUAAUUAAAAAAAAAAGAAAGAAAUGUAUAUAUAUACACACCUAAAGUGCACUAAGUGUAAUACUAAUGCCUGAAUCAAUCCUUUGCGAAUAUGAAAUUGAAUAAAAUAUGAUUAUUAGAAA
Brienomyrus brachyistius is the source of this 3120-nucleotide messenger RNA. RefSeq names its product nicolin 1 (gene nicn1). Lineage: Eukaryota; Metazoa; Chordata; Actinopteri; Osteoglossiformes; Mormyridae. The coding region runs from base 314 to 958 and encodes 214 amino acids. The record is from RefSeq and is a predicted model, not a curated record. The transcript is spliced from 7 exons. Gene Ontology annotation, cellular component: nucleoplasm.